Molecule: messenger RNA, 558 nt
Organism: Rotaria sp. Silwood2
Lineage: Eukaryota; Metazoa; Rotifera; Eurotatoria; Philodinida; Philodinidae
Source: the annotation of a GenBank genome assembly
AUGGAUUCUCAAGAAGAAAAGAGAUUGUGCGACUGUUUAAAUUUAAUUAUUCAACAUGUGUCUGCUGUUUUAACGCAAUUAAAAACCAAACACGACCUUGAUCCAAAGCCACCUUCAUCCAGCACGAUAGCUGAUGUCAAGUCUACAUUGAAAACAACAGCGAUCACUACAGACGAUGAUCCUCUCUUUGCGAACUCAGUACAAAACAAUAAUGUGAACUCAUUUACAAUUGAUAUUGAGGAAGACGAAUUAUUAAAUAAGUUAACAAAGGAUGUCGAGACUAUAUUAAAAGGAAGCUUACCAAGAUUAUCACCGCUCUGCUCCCAAUAUUUUGAGCAAUUUUUACAUCAAUAUCAUUUUGACAAAGAUCAACGAGUAUUCACUCAAGAAUUGGCAGCAAAUAUACUGUAUAAUUUCGAUCAAAAUCUUAAAGGUUUAUUAAUGGCAGCAAAAGCUUACCCGGCUGCAUUGAAAGGAGAUCUAGCAGUUGUUAAAAAAUUUCUUCGUCAGCAUCCCGAUUACAAAGACAAGUCAGGCUUUUGGGGCACAACAUUAUUA